This is a messenger RNA of Trichoderma citrinoviride, 2712 nucleotides long. RefSeq names its product 26S proteasome regulatory complex, non-ATPase subcomplex, Rpn1 subunit. The transcript has 4 exons. Gene Ontology annotation, cellular component: proteasome regulatory particle, base subcomplex; proteasome complex; proteasome storage granule. Gene Ontology annotation, biological process: proteasome-mediated ubiquitin-dependent protein catabolic process; regulation of protein catabolic process. Gene Ontology annotation, molecular function: enzyme regulator activity. The record is from RefSeq and is a predicted model, not a curated record. Lineage: Eukaryota; Fungi; Ascomycota; Sordariomycetes; Hypocreales; Hypocreaceae. The coding region runs from base 1 to 2712 and encodes 903 amino acids.
AUGGCCCAGGACAGCGAUUUGCCCAAGCCGGCGCCGGCUGCGGACAAGGGGAAGGGCAAGGCCGUGGACGAGGUCAAGGACGACAAGGCUGUCGCGGACGGCAAGAAGAAGGAGGACGACAAGAAAGAUGAGGAGCUCAAUGAGGAGGACCAGCAGCUUAAGAGCGAGCUAGACAUGAUGGUGGAGCGUUUGACAGAAUCCGACAGUUCCCUCUACAAGUCCGCCCUGGAGAUGAUGAAGAGCGCAAUCAAGACGUCCACAUCGUCAAUGACAGCAGUACCGAAGCCGCUCAAGUUUCUACGACCGCACUACGAGACCCUGACCAAGCUGUACGACGAGUGGCCCAACGACGAGAACAAGGUCUCGCUGGCAGACGUCCUGUCGGUGAUUGGCAUGACCUUCUCCGACGAGGACAGGCAAGACACACUCAAGUACCGACUGCUGGCCCCCACGACCGACAUUGGAUCAUGGGGCCAUGAAUACGUCCGGCAUCUGGCCCUCGAGAUUGGAGAGGUCUACGGCAAGCGCAUCGCGGCUGAUGAGCCCACCAAGGACCUCAUCGACCUGGCGCUGAUCCUCGUGCCCCUCUUCAUCAAGAGCAACCAGGAGGCCGACGCCGUGGACCUGAUGAGCGAGCUGGAGAUCAUCGAGGAAAUCACCAAGUUCGUCGACGAGAACACCUACCCCAGAGUAUGCCUGUACAUGGUAACCAUGGUGAACUUGUUGACGUAUCCCGACAACGAGACCUUCCUCCGCGUUGCCCACAGCAUCUACAUCCAAUAUAAGCAGUAUACUCAGGCUGUCAUUCUCGCCAUCCGGCUGCAUGAUUACUACCUGCUGCAGGAGGACUUCGACAAGGCGGAGGAUCCCCUUCUCAAGCGGCAGCUGGCCUUUUUGAUCUCUCGCCAGAGGAUCAUCAUGCCCAUGGUCCAGGAAGGCGAGGAUGAGAGCGACGAUCAGGAGUUGUACGAGUGUCUGCAUAACAUCAAGCUGUCAGGGUACUUCAAGGCUCUGGGCAAGGAGCUGAACAUCCUUGACCCCAAGUCUACCGAGGAUAUCUACAAGAGCCACUUGGAAAGCAGCCGGGUAGCCGGCAUGACCAACCUGGACUCUGCUCGACACAACCUCGCCGCCGCCUUUGUCAAUGCCUUCGUCAAUGCCGGUUUCGGCAACGAUAAGAUGAUGCUCGUCGACUCCCAGAAGGAGGCCUGGGUGUGGAAGACUAAGGGAGAGGGCAUGAUGUCUACUGUUGCGUCUCUCGGCACCCUAUUGAUGUGGGAUAUAGAAAACGGCCUCGAUAGCGUGGACAGGUACACGUAUGCGACAGAGCCCGAGAUUACCGCUGGCUCUAUGCUCGCUAUCGGCAUUAUGAACUCCGGCGUUCGCCUGGAAUCCGAACCGGCCAUUGCGCUCCUGGGAGAUGCUGAUAAGCUCCACCAUGAGAACCCUUUGGUUCGCACUGGCUGUCUGAUGGGACUUGGGCUGGCCUACGCCGGCUCCAACAAGGAGGAAGUCAUUGAUCUCAUCAUGCCUAUGAUCUCCGACUCCAAGGAGGACAUGCAGAUCUCCGCCAUGGCAGCGCUCGCUUGCGGUCUUAUCGCGAUCGGCACCUCUCAGCCGGAAGUGAGCGAGGCUAUCGUGACGACGUUGAUGGAUGAAGAGCGCAAGAGCCAGCUGACUGACAAGUGGACGCGGUUCUUGGCCCUCGGCCUGGGUCUUCUCUUCUUCGGCCGACAAGAAGAGGUUGAUGUUAUUCUGGAGACGCUCAAGGCCGUGGAUCACCCGAUGUCCAAGCCGACAGCCGUCCUGGCCGAGAUCUGUGCUUGGGCCGGCACCGGCGCUGUGCUCAAGAUUCAGGAACUGCUGCACAUUUGCAACGAGCAUCAGGAAGAGUCGGAUGAUAAGAAGGGCGACGAGCUGUUGCAGGCGUAUGCGGUCUUGGGUAUCGCGCUCGUGUCCAUGGGAGAAGACAUUGGCCAGGAGAUGGUGCUGAGGCAGUUUGGCCAUCUCAUGCACUACGGCGAGCCCAACAUCCGCAAGGCUGUGCCCCUGGCCAUGGGUCUGAUCAGCCCAAGCAACCCGCAGAUGAAGGUUUACGACACGCUGUCAAGAUACAGUCACGAUAACGACCCCGAAGUCGCCAUCAACGCCAUCUUCGCCAUGGGCAUGCUGGGCGCAGGCACCAACAACGCUCGACUGGCCCAGCUGCUCCGCCAGCUUGCCAGCUACUACCACCGAGACCAGGACGCCCUGUUCAUGGUCCGCAUUGCACAGGGUCUUCUGCACAUGGGCAAGGGAACUCUGUCGCUGAACCCGUUCCACUCGGACCGACAGGUGCUUUCCCCCGUCGCCACGGCCGGUCUGCUGACGACCAUCAUUGCCAUGCUGGACCCCAAGGACUUUAUCGCCUCCACCUCGCACUACCUCCUCUACUUCCUCGUUCCCGCCAUGCACCCGAGGUUCCUUGUCACGGUAGAUGAGGAUCUGAACCUUUUGAAGGUCAACGUCCGCGUGGGUCAGGCGGUGGACGUUGUUGGUCAGGCAGGUCGGCCCAAGACGAUUACCGGCUGGCAGACGCAGAGCACGCCGGUAGUGCUGAGCCACGGCGACCGAGCAGAGCUGGAAGACGAGGAGUACAUCAGCUUGAAUAGCACUCUCCUGGAGGGCGUGGUGAUUCUGCGAAAGAACCCCGAAUGGCAGGCGGAGCAAUAA